Molecule: messenger RNA, 1137 nt
Organism: Peniophora sp. CBMAI 1063
Lineage: Eukaryota; Fungi; Basidiomycota; Agaricomycetes; Russulales; Peniophoraceae
Source: the annotation of a GenBank genome assembly
AUGUUCUCUGAUCUCGUCUUGGAUCUCAGGCCCGGCGUCGGCGCCGGCGCAUUCUCUCUUGGCCAGUCCCUGUGGAACGUACUUGACUAUCUCAGACAACGGUCACAGAUAUUCAACCAGGUGGACGUCAAGUACGAUCCCGACGCCACCGCCUCUCCAGUCGUCAUUCACGUCCGCCCGCACCUCGAUCUCCUCUUCUCGCCCGCUCAUCAGCGUUUACACACCAUUGCCAUCCGGCAACUUCAGGACUCUCCGCCCCUGACCGUAAGAUACAAGGACACCACCCUAUCUGCGCCCGCUACGGACUUCCGCCGCAAAGACGCGAGCAUAGCGUUUGGCCCUACGUACGAGGGCGACGACUUGCGAUACCCUGGCGUUCGCUUCUGCUUUGCCGGCGAUAAUGCUACUUCUCCCGCCUCUCCUGUAGGAGAAAGCGAUCGAGAACAGAGGGUGCAGCGGAUUCUCGUCACCCAAGCUGACGCGGACCCUAAUGCCGGCCCGCGGGAUCCUCUCAGCGAGGUCCUGCCUUGUGCGGCUAUGAGUGGCGAGCUGGCGGAGGCUGUUGCCAGAGUGCAUGACGGCGUCACGCUGCGUUUUUGGCUGGACUUGAACGAUGCAGUGCGCGUGAGAAUUGGGAUCACAACGGCGCAGGACUUGUUGCUUGACUUAGGAGAGCCGUUGAGGACGUUCUAUAAGGAGGACGACCGCAUGUCCAUACAUGCGAGGGAGCGGACGGAUGAGGACGCUGUCGAACCUGCCUACUUCUAUAACUACUUCCAAUACGGCGUCGACUUCCUCAUUGCGGACGGGACACACAUCGUCAAGAAGAUCAUCCUGCAUACCAACGUCCCUGGCUCUCCGCUAUUCCAGCGCUACAAGCGCUGUCCGUGGCAAAUAGAAGGUAAACCCGAGGACGACGAAGAUGAUUCUCCGCCACGCGUCAAGUUCACCGACCGAGUGGAUGUCAUUGGGCGUUUCCUCAGCCCCGGUGGCGCGCCGACGUCCAUGAAUUAUGAUCGGACAAACGGCGAUGAGGCCUUGACUCUGCCUUCACCCACCACACGUCUCCUAGGUUUCGACGGGAUCAUACUAGAAGCCACACAGGCUGCGCAGGUCGUCUCCGUCACGCUUUUCUGA